This is a messenger RNA of Penicillium subrubescens, 276 nucleotides long. RefSeq lists its product as uncharacterized. The record is from RefSeq and is a predicted model, not a curated record. Bases 1 to 276 code for a protein of 91 amino acids. Lineage: Eukaryota; Fungi; Ascomycota; Eurotiomycetes; Eurotiales; Aspergillaceae. The transcript has a single exon.
AUGCCGACCGACUCCGUCCGUCUGGCGAUGACGGCGAUGGACCUAACGGCGCCUCAUUGGUGGCGCCCCCACCAAUCCACAGAUCCUGAAGGGCUGUGGAUUCGCGAGAGACAUGUCGGGCAGCCAGUAUCCAAUAAGAAACGCUAUCUGAGACUCCCAGUCCAACCUAUGACGCAGGGCGACAUUCACGAUGCUCCUGUCGGAAUGCUCCGAUUCCACUUGAUGGGCUCUUACGUCAGAUGGGAUUUGGCAGGGGUCCAGUAUUACUGGAUGUAG